UCCGGGGCAGCCAGGCUGCUCUGGGUGACCCUCACUGACGCGUGGAGGAGCAGGGGCGCUUUGCAGAGAAUUGUUGGUUGGUUGAGGAGCCUUGCUGGCGGAGGGCAUCCUUAGUUCUGAACUGAGGCUGUCGGCAAACCGCAUGGAAGGCUGCUGGACUGUGAGCGUCAGCUCGGAGCUGGCCUAUGCGUUCCCAACGCUGCUGGAACUCUCUGCUGAAGAGAUUGUGGCAGUCUGGGACGCUGUGUCUGAUUACAUCCUGGAACAGAUGAAGCUGGACAAGGGAGUCCUGAUUCCGGGACUCGGGGUCUUUGCUGGGGUCCGAGAGCAAUUCCACAGCAAAGAAGAGGCGCUUUUGGUUCUAAGGCCUGUUUUCCAGCUGGACAUCGGGGUGCUGUGGCUGCAGGAACUCCAGUCUCCCAACGACAUCAUCCCUGACGACGUCAAGAUUGAGCCGCUCAACUACCGGCAGCUCUCGCGAGCCUCCGGCGUCCCGCUGCACUUGGUGCCGCGCUGCGUGCGGGAGAGCGUGCUCCUGUACUGUCACCUCCUGAGGAGCAGGGAGCCCGUCUCGUUUGUGUUCAAGAACCUCGGCGUUAUGACCUGCCAAGACGGCUUCCUCCUCAUGAGGUUCUUCUGCAGCUGCAUUGAAACGCUGGAGAGCAAUGCCCCCGUCCUCGCACUGAUCCACACCAGAUUCUGGACGGACGAUUCUGCUGACUUCGGGCCAGAGACCGCUGCCCAUGGCAUCCGCGUGUUCCCGAGGUUUCAGCUCACCGUGGAAAAGAGCAGAGCAGAGGCCGCCGCAGAAAAAAAAGCUGCCAUACAGCGGAAGAUGAGCAAAGGGGUCUCUGCCGGCAGGCUGCUGCAGAGGCGGAAGACACUUCCCCCCUCCAUGCUGCUGCAGCGCAAGCCAAGUUCAAGGCAGCAAGAUGUGGCGAAGGAGCCUUCUGGCAGUGCGCUCCCUCCAUGUGCAGGCAGCUCCCGUGGGACAAAGAAAGUGGGACAGAAGGAAACAUCUGCUGCCCAGACCAGCGCUGCACUCCCUGCCACCGAGGAGUCUAAGAGAGUGCUGCAGGAGCUCCGCAAAGAGUCUGCCCUGUGGAAAGAAGCAGACCACACGUGGCCCAUGCACCAACAGCAAAUAGAGCGAGCACAGGCAGAAAUGGCGGCAUGGGAAGGCUGGAGCGCAGGGGAGGACCAGCAUCCGCCCCAGCUGCUGGCCAGGGAGAGAGUGCGUGUUCCGCAUCCUCCAGCCCAGCCAAGGAGACAGCAAGUGGGAAGGAGAUGGAGGAAGGACGAGGGUCUGCUGCCGGGAAGUAUAAUGGGGACGGCGACCAAGCUGACACUGCAUGCUGACCUCCUUUCCCCGCGAGCGGCUCAGGUGCUCCGAAGGUUGGAGCCGCACCUCCGUCAGCAAGAGGCUUUUGCCGGCACAGCGGAAAGAAACCGGCAGAAGCUGGAGCAGAAGCGGCACCUCCUCCGGGCUGAAUGCUCGCACGGCUCCAGAGGGGAAGGUGCAGCCAUCGGUGGUGACCGCGGUGGAGCUCUCGGCACGGGGGCUGGGAAGCCGUCCAGAUUUCCACCUGUGAAUGGAAGAUCGUAGAAAACCAAAGACUCGUAGAACGGCCUGGGUUGAAAAGGGUCUCGAAGAUCACCGCCACCGGGCUGCCCAGAGCCACAUCCAGCCUGCCCUCGGAUGCCCGCAGGGAUGGGGCGUCCCCCAGCUCUCGGCAAGCUGUUCCAGCACGUCACCACCCUCCAUGUGAAGAACGCCUGCUGACAUCUAACCAAAUUCUGCCCCCCUUUCACAGUUUAAAACCAUUCCCCCUUGUCCUGUCACCAUCCGGCCUCGUCAACGGCCGGUCCCCCUCUACUCUACAGCCUCCCUUCAAGAACUGGAAGGCCGCAGUGAGGUCUCCCCGGAGCCUUCUCCUCACCAAGCUAAACAAGCCUGGUUCCCUCCACCUUUCUCAACAGGAGAGGUGCUCCAGGCCUCUGAUCACCUUAGGGGCCCUCCUCUGCACUUCAUCCAAGAGCUCUGCGUCUUUCUUGUACCGGGGACCUCAGUUUUGGAUGCAGUAUUCCCAAUAAAAAUGA
Molecule: messenger RNA, 2100 nt
Organism: Lagopus leucura (white-tailed ptarmigan)
Lineage: Eukaryota; Metazoa; Chordata; Aves; Galliformes; Phasianidae
Product: coiled-coil domain-containing protein 81-like
Exons: 12
Coding region: 143-1606 (487 amino acids)
Cellular component (GO): centrosome
Source: RefSeq, a predicted model, not a curated record